AUGAAUGUGGACACUGGAAUUGGUGGUACACCAAUGGUUGCUGAAGGACAACAACAGCAACAGCAAGUACCAAGAUCCCAAUUACCACAAAGAUCAGUGGUUUCAAAAGGGAAGUACACUUUGCAUGAUUUUCAAGUUAUGAGAACAUUGGGUACUGGGUCCUUUGGUAGAGUUCAUCUUGUGAGGUCGGUUCAUAAUGGGAGAUAUUAUGCUAUAAAAGUAUUGAAGAAACAACAGGUGGUCCGUAUGAAACAAAUUGAACAUACUAAUGAUGAACGACGGAUGCUAAAGUUAGUGGAACACCCCUUCUUAAUUAGAAUGUGGGGGACGUUCCAGGAUUCAAGAAAUUUAUUUAUGGUUAUGGAUUAUAUUGAAGGUGGUGAAUUAUUCUCAUUAUUAAGGAAGUCACAAAGAUUCCCUAAUCCAGUAGCUAAAUUCUAUGCUGCUGAAGUGACUCUUGGGUUGGAAUAUUUACAUUCUCAUAAUAUUAUUUAUAGAGAUUUAAAACCCGAAAAUAUUCUAUUGGAUAGAAAUGGACAUAUAAAGAUAACGGAUUUUGGGUUUGCAAAAGAAGUGGAUACUGUGACAUGGACAUUAUGUGGUCCACCUGAUUAUAUUGCACCGGAAGUGAUUGCCACUAAGCCAUAUAACAAAUCAGUUGAUUGGUGGUCUCUUGGGGUUUUGAUAUUUGAAAUGUUGGCAGGUUAUACUCCGUUUUAUGAUACCACACCAAUGAAAACAUAUGAAAAAAUUUUACAAGGUAAAGUUGUUUAUCCGACUUUCUUUCAUCCCGAUGUAGUAGAUUUACUAGGGAAAUUAAUUACUGCAGAUUUAACUAGAAGAAUUGGUAAUUUACAAAGUGGUUCGAAGGAUAUCAAAUGUCAUCCAUGGUUUAGCGAAGUUGUUUGGGAGAAAUUGUUAGCUAAGGAUAUUGAAACACCUUAUGAGCCUCCUAUUACUACUGGUAUUGGUGAUACUUCUUUAUUUGAUCAAUAUCCGGAAGAACAAUUUGAUUAUGGUAUUCACUGUGAAGAUCCAUACCAAGAGUAUUUUACAGAAUUCUGA
Messenger RNA from Naumovozyma castellii, 1065 nucleotides. RefSeq names its product cAMP-dependent protein kinase catalytic subunit TPK2 (gene TPK2). NCBI's taxonomy places the organism in Eukaryota, Fungi, Ascomycota, Saccharomycetes, Saccharomycetales, Saccharomycetaceae. The record is from RefSeq and is a predicted model, not a curated record. Bases 1 to 1065 code for a protein of 354 amino acids. The transcript has a single exon.